Molecule: messenger RNA, 3980 nt
Organism: Pisolithus orientalis
Lineage: Eukaryota; Fungi; Basidiomycota; Agaricomycetes; Boletales; Pisolithaceae
Product: hydroxymethylglutaryl-coenzyme A reductase-domain-containing protein
Exons: 7
Coding region: 85-3795 (1236 amino acids)
Biological process (GO): coenzyme A metabolic process; isoprenoid biosynthetic process; ergosterol biosynthetic process
Cellular component (GO): endoplasmic reticulum membrane; peroxisomal membrane
Molecular function (GO): hydroxymethylglutaryl-CoA reductase (NADPH) activity; protein binding
Source: RefSeq, a predicted model, not a curated record
AUCCGGUACCCUUUACAGCAAGACGAAUGGGAAACACUUCAUAAGACCUAUGACAGUUGUCCGCUGGUUGGGCAACUUUUCAAUAUGCGUGUAUGGCUGUUGCCUCUGACACGCCGCACAGUGUUCUCUCCUAUAGAGACGAUCGUGUUCUGCUCGAUCAUCGGGACACUGGCCUACUUCCAUGUUCUAUCGUACAUCAAACAUGCAGCUGUCACUCUUCCGACUUUUCCCUCUUCCGCACGCCCGUCUCAUGUCAUUCUCCACGAUAGGGAAUGGGUCGGUGUUGAGGAGGAAUGGUACAUGAAGCGCCUAGGCUCUCCAGGUUCCCGAUCGGUUGAGCUCCAGCAGCUAAUAUUCUCUUCGCGUUCCACUUCAGCACAACCUAUAGACAUGACAACUACCCACUCGAAGCUAAACUGGGCGGGCAUUGGACUCUCGCUCGAUAACUUGUCACACUACAUAUCUAAUAACGUCCUGACCAGGACAGGCCAGAAUUAUUCAUCGCUUUGCUACCCCGCUGUCAGCUCAAGUGCUGAUCGCCAGUGUUUUGCUAAGUUAUCUCCGCAAACACCGGAGUCAUGGGUCUUGUCAUUGUCGUUCGUGACCGGUGCUCGGAAACCGUUUGUCGAUUCCCUGAAAUCACGGGUGACCUUCCACAAGGAUCGGUACGGGAUCCAAUAUCUUGUCGAAGGUCAGCCCUCAGCUGAAACGGGUGGAACCAAAGGGAGUAAAUGGGUGAAGUGCGCUGCACGGGCUCUCGCGUCUCGCUUCGCAGAGUCGGUUAAGAAAGCAAACUUACUUGACGCUCUGUUUAUCCUGUCUGGGUACAUUCUCAUGUUUGUUUCAUUCACCCGCCUCUUCUUGCGCUCGCGCGCCUUGGGAUCCAACUUCUGGCUCAGCACAGCCGUUGUCUCUUCAGCCUUCCUCUCUUUUCUGCUUGCUUUGCCAUUGUCGCACUACCUCAACAUUCCUCUCGACCCCGUCAGUCUGACGGAAGCGAUGCCAUUUCUUGUUUCCACAGUCGGAUAUGAAAAACCCUUGCGUCUCGCCAGCGCUGUCUUUAACCAUCGCCAUCUUACCACUGCGACGAAGGACAGCUUCGGGCGGAAUGCAAUGAAACCGGCGGGAGACAUUGUACUGGAAGCCAUGGAAGAAUGCGGCAAUAGCAUCUUCUGUGAAUAUGCCCUCGAAGUCGUGGUGCUUGCCUUGGGUGCCAGGAGCAGAGUCGGCGGCCUGCAGGAGUUCUGUGCGUUGGCUGCGUUACUAUUAACACUGGACUGUGUCCUCUUCGCGUCGUUCUACCCUGCUAUAUUAACUAUUAUGGUCGAGGUCCGACGAAUCCAGACUGCUCGUAAUACCAUUACGAGGUCUCGCAGUUCCAAUAAUCUCACAGCUGAGGGUAGAGCGAGCUGCUUAGUGCGCCCGACGCAACCACAACGGAGAGGCAGUCUUUGGAACAGAGUCUCUAUUGCCCUUCUUGGAGUGAAGGGUGCCAUGCUGAAGCACAAGAAAGGUGUAUCGUCAAAUACCAAUCAGAAUCCUGCGGCGCGCUUGAAACUCCUCUUAGUCUCGACGUUCCUAACCCUGCAUUGCCUCAAUUUCACGACUACAUUGACACCGUUCACUGACCACUACGGUUCCACCAAUCUCGCGCCUUAUCCGGCAGAAGCCCGCAAAGUUGACAUCACCUUCGCGGCUGUCACCGAAGCCUUAAGGAGCUUGGAAACCUUUCACUUCGCCGAGGACAACUCCAGCUCCGGAGAUAUUCUCGUUCAGAUUGCCCCACCCGUGCACUUCCUAGUCAUCCCCCCAUCACGCCCCUCAUCGAGAACCGGCGAGAUGAUAGAUAAUUUUAUGACUGCCUGGACGAAGAUUGUGGGAGACCCUUUUUUGUCGAAGUGGAUCGUUCUUCUUCUCGCUAGCAGCCUCGCACUGAACGGUUAUCUUCUGAAAAGCAUUGCUGAGGGCGCUAUCAGAGGAAUUCACUCUCCCAGUGUUAGGUUUUUGGCUGUUUCUGAUACUAGGGAGGAAACGCUGGAUGACAAGAGCACCCCCCAAUCUCCGGAAUCCACCACUAGUCAGGCACCCCGGCUCUUCGUCGGCAACGAGCCCGAGCAUGUCAUUGAUGCUACGGAGACAAACACCUCAUCUGAUCUCCCAUUUUCUCCUCCUGAUUUGAGUCCCAUCGUCGCUCCAGUAGCUGUCCGCGCGGACGCGGAAAGCUCUCUCCCGGUGUUCCUGCUAGAUAUGAGGCUGAGGGCUCAGUCAAACCCUGAUAGAGGAGAGGAGUCCACCGAGAUGCGUGCUGUGCGCUCGUUGGAGGAAUGCAUUGAUGUUUUUGAUAAUGGUCCGAAGCCGGUGCAGCAUGCGCUGGCGACCCUCAACAAUGAAGAGGUCAUUCUACUAGCACAGAAUGGCAAGAUUGCGCCGUACGCCUUAGAAAGCGUUCUGGGAGACCUGGAACGAGCCGUGGUUAUCAGAAGGGCGUUGAUUUCUCGAGCGAGUACGACCAAAACAUUGGAACGGUCGGACGUUCCUUAUACCAAUUACAACUACUCACUCGUGCUCGGUGCUUGCUGCGAAAAUGUCAUCGGUUACAUUCCGAUUCCUCUCGGUGUUGCAGGACCUCUCAAGAUCGAUGGCGAACAGGUCCAUAUUCCCAUGGCCACCGCAGAGGGUACACUGGUGGCGUCUACUUCGCGCGGAUGCAAGGCUCUCAAUGCGGGUGGGGGGGUGACGACCGUUCUCACCCAAAAUGCCAUGACACGAGGUCCAGCGAUCGAUUUCCCGAAUAUCACUUCGGCUGCUGAGGCCAAGGCGUGGCUAGAUUCCGAGGAGGGCUUCAACAUCAUUCGUGACGCCUUUGAAUCCACCUCCAGGUUUGCUAAGUUGCAGCGGCUCAAGACAGCGAUGGCUGGGCGCACAUUGUUUGUGCGCUUCGCCACUGCUACGGGUGACGCGAUGGGCAUGAACAUGAUCUCUAAGGGAACUGAGAAGGCUCUUGAGGCCAUGCAGAAACAAUUCCCUGAGAUGGCUACUCUUGCGUUAUCUGGAAACUACUGCACAGAUAAGAAACCUGCUGCCAUCAACUGGAUAGAGGGGCGCGGAAAGAGUGUGGUGGCCGAGGCUGUCGUUUCUGGAAAGGUCGUUAAGGGCGUUUUGAAGACGACCGUCGAGGCGCUUUGCAAUUUAAACACGAAGAAGAAUCUCGUGGGUAGUGCUAUGGCCGGCUCGAUCGGUGGUUUUAACGCUCACGCUGCGAACAUCCUCACCGCAAUCUUUUUGGCAACUGGACAAGAUCCCGCCCAAAACGUGGAGAGUUCUAAUUGUAUGACACUCAUGGAACCUACUAAUGGUGGAAAAGACCUCCUCGUCACAGUAACUAUGCCUUCGAUCGAGGUAGGCACUGUUGGUGGUGGCACAAUCCUGGCCCCCCAAGCAGCAGUGCUCGAGAUGCUUGGCACUAGGGGGCCCCAUCUGACUGUUCCUGGACGCAAUGCAGAGCGCCUUGCUCGCAUUAUUUCUGCAGCAGUCAUGGCAGGAGAACUGUCAUUGCUUAGCGCACUGGCUGCCGGCCACCUCGUGCGUGCACACUUGGCUCAUAACCGCUCGCAAACGAACACUCCGAAUUCGUCAAGGCCCGUAACACCAGCGCCCACAACUAACAACAUACGCCAACAACAAGCUACAGAGAGUACGGUAGUACUAUCCCAGCAGCCUCACGUCUCCCUCACGUUGUCUACCAUGCCUUCCCCGCCACCUUAUUCAGUUUCAGAGGCGAAAGGGACAGAUUGAACAUUACAUUACCCGCUAAGUCGCUUUAUUUGUAUUCGGUGCUAAGUACCAUGUACGACACCUACUGUAUUACUGACUUCCACGUUGUCUGUACCUAUUACUGUAACAUGAGACAUUUUUUAAUCGAUGUACUUCUGAGAUGUUUUAUCGCCGCGGUAGCGAUUGUUUUCUGGUUGCUGUGAAAA